Molecule: messenger RNA, 6399 nt
Organism: Verticillium dahliae VdLs.17
Lineage: Eukaryota; Fungi; Ascomycota; Sordariomycetes; Glomerellales; Plectosphaerellaceae
Exons: 2
Coding region: 1-6399 (2132 amino acids)
Source: RefSeq, a predicted model, not a curated record
AUGCCCCAGGCACUCCGGGUGCUCCCGGUGGCCCUGCUGGCGGCGAGGCUCCCGGACCUCUCAUUCCUGAAGUCCCUGCCCGGUCUCGUCAACGAGGCUGGCCCUGGUGACCCUGGUGCCGGUGCUGGCACUGGCCCCGGUACCAUCAUUCCUGAUGCCGUGAACAGCAUCCCGGGCGUCAUUGGUGGCGCUCUGGGUAACGGCCCCGCUUCCGGCAUCGUGCCGGGCCUGGCCAAUGCUCUGCCGGGGCUCGUUAACGACACCCUUGCCGGAGGACCGGGCUCGGGCCCCGGAACUCUUCUCCCCGAUAACGUCAAUAACAUUCCCUCGGUAAUUGGCGGCGCGCUGGGUAACUCUACCACCUCGGCUGGCCUCAUCCCAGGACUCAUUGGCUCGCUGCCGGGCAUCGUCAAUGACACGAUUGGCGGAGCGGCGCCCGGUCCUCUGAUUCCUGAUGCCGUCAACAACAUGCCGUCGAUCAUCGGUGGUGCCAUUGGCAGCGUGCCGGGCAACGGCAGCGCCAUUGUCCCAGGCCUGCUGAAUGACCUCCCUGGCCUCGUCAACGGCGUCUUCCAGAACCAGACUGGCGCCGGCACCGUACUUCCCGACGCCAUCAACACGCUGCCUGGCGUCAUCGGUGGAGCGCUCUCCGGAGACAAUCCUGGCUCGGCUAUCCCCACUGUCAUUGACAACCUGCCGGGCCUCAUCAAUGGCAGUGUUGGCCAGACGGCGCCGGACUCUGGCGGUGCGAUUCUUCCGGGCCCCUUGAACGAGCUCCCUGGUAUCAUUGGCGGAGCCGUGAAUGGCAGCACCCCAAGCCCCGAGGGCGUCGUCCCAGGCCUCGUCAACAACCUGCCUGCUAUCGUGGCCGGGGCCAGCGGUAACCAGAGCGGCGCGGGGAGUAUUCUUCCUGGCCCGCUCAACGAGCUGCCUGGCCUUCUCAACUCAACUCUGGGAGCUGGUGGCCCAGUGGCAGGCACUCUGGUGCCCGGUAUCGUCAACGGUCUGCCUGACCUUGUCAACGGAGCUCUCAACGGUACCAAUGGUGGCUCUAGCGCCGGACCUGGAGGUUUACCCGGCACUCUGCUGCCCGGCGGCCUGAACGAGCUUCCCGGCAAUCUCACAGCUGGUCUUCCCAACGGAACGACUGCGGGCACUCUGUUGCCUUCCAUCAUUGGAGGGCUUCCAGGUGCUGUCAACAGCGUUGUCAAUGGCACAGCUGGGACUCUGAUCCCGGGCGUCGUGAACCAAGUCCCUGGCAUCAUCAAGGGUGCUGUGGAUAGCGGACCCAAUAUCGGUCCCCUCAUCCCCGGUAUCGUCGGCAGCUUCCCAGCCAUUGUCAAUGGUACUGUGAGCGGAGGCGACCAGCCACAGCAAGACCUCGAGACCCUCAUCCCCGGCAUCAUCGAGACCAUUCCUACCUGCGUAGAGGGUGCUUUGGGCAACGUUCCCAACGUCAAUCCGGCGGACAUCAUUCCCAUCGUUAUUGGCAGACUCCCAGACAUCAUCUCUCAGCUGCCCAACGUUACGACUCCAGGCCAGGUCCUUCCUGGUCCGCUGAACCAGCUGCCGGGUAUCAUCUCGGGUGCCAUUUCUGAUGCCGCCGGUGUUCAGCCUGGCGUCAUCGCCCCUGGUCUUGUGGCUACGCUCCCCUCUGUCCUCGAGGGACUCGUCAACAACCUGCCGAACACGGGUGGUGCAGUGCGCCCCACGAUUCCUGGCCUUUCCGAGAGCCUUCCUGGACUCUGCGAAGACGCUCUGAACUCUGGAUCAGGCGCGCUGAUCCCGGAAGUCGUCAACACUCUGCCUGGCGUCAUUGGCGGUGCCAUCUCCAACGGUCAGCUGCCUGGCUCGGCUAUUUCGCUGCCGGACCUGGUGAACAACCUGCCUGGUCUCAUCAACGAAGCGCUGAACAAGGGGCAGGAGGAGUGCAUCCCGGGCCCGGUCAAUAAUUUGCCAACCACGAUUGGCAACGUCAUUUCCAACGGAAGCCUGCCUAUCCCUAAUCUGCCCAUCAGCGACAUUAUCAACAACCUGCCAGAACUCAUCAAUGGCGCCAUCCAGACGGGAGCGGGCACUCUGAUCCCUGAUCGCCUGAACAACCUCCCUGCGGAUAUUGGCGUCUCUCUGAAUGCUACCGUCGGCCUGCCGGUCCCCGAGAUCCUCGCGAAUCUGCCAUCCAUCAUCAACAAUGCCGUCAGCAGUGGUAAUCCUGUCGCUAUUCCAGAGGUAAUCAACAAUUUGCCUGCCACCAUCGGCACGGCUGUGGGUGGUGCUACGAACCUGAUCCCCCAGAUCAUCGGAAAUCUGUCGGCCCUGGUGAACGAGGCUAUCAACAGCGGCGCAAGCACAGUGCUCCCUCCAGUGAUCAACAACCUGCCGGUCACCAUCGGAGGCGCCCUCAACGGUACUACCCUGCCGCCGGCUAUUAUUUCCAACCUCCCAGCACUGAUCAACGGUGCCAUCGGCAACGGUAGUGAGACCGCCGGUGGUGCGGCUACGCUUCUUCCGGAGGCUAUCAACACCCUGCCGGCUGUUAUUGGAGGCUCCCUCGGCGGCCUCACCGGCAACGCGGCUAGUCUGGUGCCUGCCAUUGUCGCCAACCUCCCAGGCUUGGUGACUGGCGCCCUGCAAUCUGGUGCUGGGACCUUGGUACCUCCCAGUGUCAACAACCUUCCAACUACGAUUGGAGAAUCUCUGGGAAACCUGACAGGCAACGCUGGUGCUCUCGUCCCCGAGAUCAUCAACAACCUGCCAGGUCUCAUCGCAGGCGGUCUAGUCGGUGGCACGGGCACGCUUCUGCCUCCCGCCGUGAAUAACCUCCCUGCCGUCAUCGGCGGUGCCCUAGGCAACGUCACGGGCGCUGCUGAAUCUCUGGUGCCCCAGAUCAUCGCCAACCUGCCUGGCCUCAUUACUGGUGCCAUCGGCAGCAACAGCACGACCUUGAUCCCUGACGUUGUCAAUACGCUGCCUGUCGUCAUUGGCGGAGCGCUGACGAACAGCUCGAUCGGUUUCAACCCUUCGAUCAUCAAUAACCUGCCGAGCCUCGUGAACAAUGCCAUAUCGGGCGGAAACACGACAAUCAUCCCCCCUCAGGUGAACAACAUCCCGGCCGUCAUCAGCGGCGCCAUCGCCAACGGCACGACGGCUGGUGACCUGAUCAACAACCUCAUCGGGAACGGCACCGCGACCGCCGGGGGCCUGCUGCCCAUCUUGUCGGGCACUCUCAACGGCAAUGUCUCCAUCGGAGGGAGCAGCCAGGGAGUUCUUCCUGGCCUCAUCGCCAACGUCUCUGUCGACGCUCUGGGCCCCAACAUCCCGACGCUCAUCAACGGACUCAUCGGCACCAAUGGCACCCUCAAUGCUAUUGCGGGCGGUCUGCUCGGAAAUGGUACGGCGGGUCUCACGAUUCCUGAUAUCCUCGGCGGCAUUGCGGCUGGUACGGGCAAUAGCUCUCUCCCAGGCCUCGUUGGCGAGAUCCUGGGCAACGGAACCGGAGGAGGAAUAAUCGGAGGAGGAGGAAUCGGAGGAGCAGGUGCUGGACUGGGUGUAGGAGUUACAGUUGGAGGUGGACUUGGAGCUGGAGGUCUUCUCCAGAACAUCACGACUGGUCUCAUCGGCGGUGGCAGCGGCGGAGCAUCCAUCCCCGGUGUUCUCCCCGGCAUCGUCGCCGCUGGACCUCGCGCCAACACGACGGUCCCUUCGGUCGAGGUGGUGCUCGAUAACCUCGGCCUCAGCAACCUCACUGCAUCGCUGCCGGCGCUCGUCGACAGCAUCAUCGGCAGUGCGAACCUCACGGGUAAGAAUAUCACUGGCCCGGCUGCAAGCCUGAUCGACGGUCUGCUUGGUCCCGGCGCCUCGGCGGGCAGCAACGUCACCCUCGGCCCUGCUUCAGGGCCUGGCGCUGGACUGAUUCCCAACCUACUGGACAACGUGGCCACUGGCAACGUCACGCAGAUCAUUCCUGAUCUCGUCAAUGGUCUUCUGGGCAACGGUACGGCCAACAGCGGCGGUCUCAUCCCGGACCUGCUGCAGAAUGCCAGCGCUGGUGCUCUUCCGGCGGUCAUCCCCAACAUUGUCGGCGGUCUCCUCGGCGGCGCGACGGUCGGCGGCGCGGCUGGCGAUCUCAACAACCCUGGCGUCGGCGUCAACGGCUCGACCAACGUCAACGGCACGGCCGGAAUCGGAGGUAUUCUUCCUACGCUUGUUGGUAGCCUCAACAGUGGCAACUUGAGCAACAUUGUGCCUGGUAUCCUCACAGGUCUUCUCGGAAACGGCACAGCUUCUUCUGGUGGUCUCAUUCCGGCUGUGGUUGUCAACAUCAACAACGGCACUACAGGCGCCAACGCCAACGCCAAUGCCAACGCGACUGCUGACGUUGUCAACACGGGCAUCAUCGAUGGUCUUCUCGGCGCCGGCUCGGGUGGUGCGCUGCUCAACACGGGUGGUCUCCUCUCUGGCACACGCAACCUGCUCACCGACAGUCUCAACUGCGGCGCCAUCGGUAUCGUCUGCCAAGGCAUACAGAUCUGCCGCGCCGGUGUCUGUAUCAACUCGAGCGGACCCUCUGGCACAUCUACCAUUCCUGCCGCUGGCACCCCGACCAGCCCGGCUGCUGGCAUCUCGACUACUGUCGUCCCCGGCCAGGGUGUCGUCGACCUCCUCAACGACUCGCUCAACUGUGGACGUCUUCUCAACGUGUGUCUCUUUGGCCAGAUCUGCAGCAACGGCCAGUGUAUCGUCGCCGGCGCAACGACAACUGCUCCUCCCGCCGCGGCGCAGCCAACAACGACGGCACUGCCGGCUACCACGACUGUUGCGGGUGGCAACAUCAUCAACUUCCUGACCGACAAUCUCAACUGCGGCAGACUUCUCAACGUCUGUCUCUUCGGUCAGGUGUGUCGCGAAGGCCAGUGUGUCUCGGCCGCUCAGGCCACGACAGCUGCCAUCGCCCCAGCGACGACGACGAUUGCCGUCCAGGUCACGACCACGGCGGCUGGAGGUCAGUUGACCACGGUUCAGGUUCCCACGACCGUCGUCGCCGCGGCACCAACAGCCGCCGGUGCUGAUGCCGCCGUCGGUAUCGUCGACCAUCUCAAUGACAGCCUCAACUGCGGUCGCCUCUUCAACAUUUACAUCCUCGGCCAGACUUGCCGCAACGGUGUCUGCGUUGCUUCUGGCGCUGCUGUCCCGACUACCACUGCUGGUACCACGGCGCCUACAACAACUGCCCGUGCCACAACUACGGCUCCUGUCGUCGGUACCACGACUACUGCUGCUGCUGCUGCUCCCACGACUACUGUUGCUGCUGCUCCCACGACUACGGCGGGUGGUGCCUUUGGUGUCGUUGAUUUGCUCAAUGAUGCCUUGAACUGCGGCAGGCUGCUCAACAUUUGUCUUUUCGGCCAAGUAUGCCGCAGCGGUGUCUGCGUUGCUGCUGGAGCCGCCGUGCCCACGACCACUGCGCCAGCGACGACUGCGCCAACGACGACUCUGGCUGCUACCACAGCCGUCGUCACAACAACCCUCCUUACCGCGACGCGCGCAGCUACGACGACCACCGUUGCUGGCGUCCCUACAACCAUCGCUGGGACUACCACCAUCGCUGCGACUAUCACUGCCGCUGUCGCCCCGACUACCACGACUGGUGCUGCCACGGCUACUACCACUGGAGGAACGCUGGCUGUCAGCCUCGAUCUUCACACGGACCGCCUCAACUGUGGUCGCAUCGGCAACAUCUGUCUCGGCUCUCAGACUUGCUCCAGCGGUCUCUGUAUCUCCGUCGGCGGAGCUGUCGUUGGCGGUAAUACUAUUGCCACAACUGCUACGGCUGCGACGACCACCACCACGAGCACCACUGCUCCGGCGGCUGCGGCCCCGACGACCACAGCUGGCACGACCACACGUGCUGCCACGACGACUACGGCUGCUGCUCCCACGACGACCGCUGCCGCGCCAACCACGACCGCUGCUGCGCCAACGACCACCGGUGCUCAGACGAACGUUGCCAUCGCCGUCUCGACCACGCCGACGACGGCCCCCGCGGCGGUCCCUACGACCACGGCACGAGUGACUACCACAGUCCCGACCACGCCUACGGUCCAAGCAGUCCCCACGACUCCAACGGUCCAAGCUGUCCCCACGACGCCCACGGUCCAGGCAGCCCCGACAACGGUCCGCGCCGCCACGACAACUGCCGCCGCGCCCACGACCGCUCCUCAGGCGGCUACCACAACCCAGCGCGCCGCCACCACCACCGCCCCCUCGACCGGCUCCAGCGGGUCCACCGGUUCAAGCGGCUCAGGCGCGUCGUGCGGUGGCUUCUUCAACCUCAUCCCCUGCAUCUUCCCCCUGACGUGCGUCAACGGACGCUGCCAGCUGCUGGGAGUGAUCGGGUAG